This is a messenger RNA of Uranotaenia lowii, 3138 nucleotides long. It is a transcript of the gene Kal1, whose product is annotated as anosmin-1. NCBI's taxonomy places the organism in Eukaryota, Metazoa, Arthropoda, Insecta, Diptera, Culicidae. The record is from RefSeq and is a predicted model, not a curated record. Gene Ontology annotation, molecular function: protein binding; peptidase inhibitor activity. Gene Ontology annotation, biological process: neuron differentiation. Bases 1222 to 2895 code for a protein of 557 amino acids. The transcript has 7 exons. Gene Ontology annotation, cellular component: extracellular region; cell surface.
GCCAUCCACAAACCAUUCGGUGGAAGACGGUGGUCAUUCCAUUGCCGAAACCGGUUGCGUGUGGACGCAAAAGCACCACAUUCCUGGGGCUGCAAAACGGCCAUUCGUCGGUCGGGGUCCUUCUUUGCUCGCGGGCGGUUACCGUGGUCCUGCUGCCUGAUUUGCCCUUCGGGAGGAAGAUCUCAGGUUGACGAAAGGACUCUCUGCCCUAGAUGGACCUCUGGAGUUUCUCGCGAAGGUGCCUGAAGGUGGCACUGGAGGUGGUGGCGUUGUCGAUGAGUGAUAAUUAGUGUGCUGCUGUUGCUGGUUUACGAUUUCAAGUGCAUUGGGGUAAGGAGCAGUAGAGGAAAGAAAAAAAAGCCCAACACAUAUGGAGUUGGGUUGUUCUGCAGGUUGCAUUCAUCAGAAGAGAGUGAGUUCAGUUGCAGUUUAAAUCUCGUCCGGAAUGGACGUGAUUAGCCUUGGUCGUGCGUGCGUGGGGGAUUCAACUCAAGCAAAAAGUGUGAUUCCGUUCUGCAAUGUUUAUAAACGGAACCGCUGAUCGAGUUACGAGUGCCAAGUUGCUAUUAGUCAUAUGGAGGGAUUUGCAAUCUUUAAAUAGAUCUUGCAUCCCAUCUUAAUGAUCAUUAAGAACGAAGCUAAAAGCUUUAAAGUUUAAAAUAUCGUAGUUUAAAUUAAAACCUGUCAUAAUAAAAAAAAGUUAUUUCAAUUCACAGACUCGGGGAAACGGCAUAAAACCCCUAAAUAGGUGGACCAGCUUUUUGCAAAAAGAAACUUGAUUCACCAAUGAUCGAAGGAAAAAAAAUCCGAACAGCAAGGAAAUGCAAUUAACGAAGAAUUUCGGUGCAUAUAUAAAGUGAAAACGCGUGUUUCAGUCGGAUCGAUUGAUUUAUGAGGUUUUUUGGGUAUUGGCUAAGCGAAGGAUCGAAAUAUUCGGUUAAAAAAAUAGUGCAACGUUAUCGCGUUGCUCAAGUAGCGGUGUUGAAUCCGAUUUUGUAGCUCAGCUUACUUUCAGCGGAUAUUUCUUUCGUCAAGUGAAAUAUUGUGAUUUUUCAACAGAAAAAGACCAACGAUAUAAACGAAAUCGGUAAAGAAAAAAAAAACUAGAAAAUGAUUGUAUCAACUCAAUGUGUUAACUCAAGUUUGGGUGUUUUGAAGUAAUUAUUUGAAGAACACCGUCCAUGUGCUACGAUUUCAACGGUUUAUGAUACAACAAAAACGAUGAAGACUGUGCCGCUUUUCCUAAGGAUCCUGCUGCAGCAACAGCUGAUCAUUGGUCUUCUGGUGUCCUCGGUGCUGAACGGAGGAGCUGGUGGAGGAGGAAGCGGGCUGGUCGCUGCUGCCGGUGCCCUAUCGUCGACGAUGGUCGCCGCGGCCAAAUAUCGGCGGCACACCGACAACCUGCUUAUCACCCGGUGUCGUUCCAAAUGUACGAACACAUUCGACAAAAUGACGUGCGAGAGUUCCUGCAUCCAGGACUAUCUGGAAAACUCCUCCUACAAAAAGUACGGCGAUUGCCCUAAGGACUCCCUAAAUCGACUGGAGACCGGAUUGUGCUUCAACACCUGCAGCAGCAUCGAUUACCACUGUCCAGGGGUGGAAAAAUGUUGUGCCCAUUCGUGCGGCAUGAGUUGCCAGGCCCCGGUCGGACUGGACAAAGUGCGUGGCUUACCGCCUUUACCGCAUCACGUAACCCUGCAGGAAGCGGGCCGCAGAUACCGGAUGGCGGAAAUCCAAUGGGACAUUUCGCUGGAGGAAGAUAUCCAGUCCAGUGCGAUCUAUUUCGUGGUUGAAUCCCGGCACCACAUUGGGGUUAGCUUUGCCGAACGCAAGCUGGAGGAUGAUUGGCAGAACCACACCCCGAUGGUUAUCUAUGAGUUGAAACGACCCGGAAGCCAGAAACGGUACGUCGGAGAGUUGAAGCUCAAGCCUGGUCGAUGGUAUCAGGUCCGAGUGGCUGCUGUCAAUGAGAUGGGAACUCGGGGUUACUCUUCGGUUUCCAAGGAGUUUCAACUGAGUAAAACAGAACCAAAUCCUCCGCAGCCUCCGAGGAAUCUCACUCUUGGGGCACUGAUGCCUAGCUUAAACGGCACUUACUUUCGAAAAAUCUACUGGAUGCUGCCACGAUCGGACCUUCCGGUAGAGAAGUUCAAAAUCAGCUGGAGCCUAUACUUAAAUGCAAGUAGCGGUGCACGGAUGGGUAAUUCAUCGCUUUUCAAAGAGACAGCAACCGUUUCAGCUCCUACCAGACAUUACGAAAUCAGAGGACUAUUGCCGAACAGUAUAUACUACCUACAGAUUCAUGCCAUUAGUGUUUACGGAAAAAGGCGACUCAAAUCUAUGGCCACCAAUGAGCUGAUGGAUACAACUGUGAACGCUAACGGAGUCGGAGUCGAUGUACCUUCAGCCAAUCUGGACAAUAUGCUGAUGAGCGAUGCAAGCUACCCGCGCCGUACGAAAUCGGGUCCCACGUCGCUGGGGUUGAACUAUAAAUUUGUUCCUCGAGAAGGGGGCCUCUCGGUACGUCUCAGCUGGCCCGAUAGGGGUGCAACUAGCCGUUAUCGGUUGCAUCUGUGUCGCGGCUCCCGGGAAUGUCUCACCAAACCGAUGGCGGCCAGCUCUCACGAUGUCACGAUUGUCAAGAAAGCUUCCUACGAAUUUGCGCGGCUUGAUUUCGACACCAAAUAUACGGUUGGACUGCGUCACAGUCGAAAAAAUCGUCCGCUGCAGCCAUCGGAUCAUCAUACAAAAGAACACAAUCACCAUCAUAAUCACCAACACCACCAGAACCACAAUCAACUAGCAACGGGGUACGACAAUGUCCGGACAUUUACGACCCCGAAAUGUGAACACUUCCGCCGGAACCAUCCCAAUCUGCAGCUAGAAUGUGCUUAAUGGAACGCCUAUCCAUGCCGGUUCGUGUAGCAAAAAUACAAAUCCACUCUUAGUAGACGAUUUUAAUUUGUUGUAAGAAUUAGAGAAGUGUUUUUUAUUAUUUAGUUUUAGUUUUAAUCGUAUGCUGCCAUUGUAAAGUAUCUUAACAUUGAUCCUUAGCAAAAGAGAAGGAAAGAGGGAGAAAAAUUAACACGGAAGAACUUUACACUAAUAAAUAAAGACAGCUUGAAUUUAUGUGCCGUA